This is a messenger RNA of Seriola dumerili (greater amberjack), 6340 nucleotides long. RefSeq names its product autophagy-related protein 16-2-like. The transcript has 18 exons. Gene Ontology annotation, cellular component: autophagosome membrane. Bases 789 to 2633 code for a protein of 614 amino acids. NCBI's taxonomy places the organism in Eukaryota, Metazoa, Chordata, Actinopteri, Carangiformes, Carangidae. The record is from RefSeq and is a predicted model, not a curated record. Gene Ontology annotation, biological process: negative stranded viral RNA replication; autophagosome assembly. Gene Ontology annotation, molecular function: protein binding.
AUUGAUCACUUUAUUGUAAACUCUUUUGUCCCUGUCAGGAUCCUGUAUGAAUGAUGACUCCGUUUUUCCAGGUAUCUGAUUGGUCAGUAGUUUAGCGGAUGAUAGGCUUUGAUCUGAUCCUCAAAGUUAACCUGCACUUGAGCAGGUUAGGAGUUCAAUGUAAGUUACCAGGUAAUUUACCCUGGUAACAAGUGAACCACCGUCGUAGGACUGAAAACCCAGAGUUAAACCUGAAGUUACCCCGAUAAACUCAAAUCCUGCUUCCUAGUACAGGCCUCAGGUUAAUACUCACAAGUUCACUGCAGGCAUAACAGACGAAUCUUUGUCUUUCUUCCUGAUGCGUUGAAACAAACUCUGUUUAAAACAUUCAGCAUUUUGGGACUUCAGGGAUUCCGCACAUUCAACAUUACGUUACAGAAAAGAAAUCAGUUAGUGUUGAUGACGUAAACAGGUAAAAUCUUCAGGUGGUGUGUACCGUGGGCUGCAUUUGUAUAUUUUUUUUAAUCCUUAAAGUCAAAACAGGAAACGCGAAGGCGGGCGGUGAUUGGCUAACACACCCGGCAGCUGGCAGCGUGAGCCACCACCCCCGUCAGAAUGACGAAUCAGAAGAGAGAAAAAGUUGAAAAGAAAACAAACAAACAUCAACAACAACAACAGGAAAGAGGAGAUUGACAUGGCGGUGGUCAGAGGAGCCGGAACGUUAUCACCGAGCUGUCUGUAACAUCUGGCUGGGCUGUGAGCGUCUGUCAGCGCGGACAAAGCGUCAAGCAGCCCGGGCUGCGGGCAUCAUGGCCGCUGUGACAGUCAACUCCCGCAGUGUCAUGACAGAUUCAGCCGUGGUGUCGGAGCGGAGCGGCCGGGUCCUGGCUCCGAGAGGAAGCGGCAGGUCGGUGGAGACCUGGAAGAGAGACAUCGUCCGUCAGCUGAAGAACCGAGACCUGAGUCAGCACGUCAUGUUCCAGGACCUAAUCCGCUUCUACACUCAGCUGCUGGAGAAAACCAGCCUGGCCAAAGGAAUACUGAGCUGCUCUGUCAGGCAUCCCUCCUCCACCAGCAGCAGCUCCAUCUCCUCUAUGCUCCACCAAAACAACCAGCUGAAGAAGACUACAGGAGAGUUGGCCUAUCAGGUGGUGGAGCUGCAGCGGCAGAUUAAAAUCAAAGAAUGUGUUCUGGAGGAGCAGCAUGCCAGGCUGGUGGAGGAGGAAUGUCGGUUCACAGGUGUGUUUGAUGGCUGCCAGGAGCUGCAGGAGCAGGUAAAGCAGGUUCAGGAGGAGAACAGGGCGCUGAAGAGGGAGUACGACACUUUACUGGAGCGACAGAGAGGGGCAGAGACAAGACUCAGGGAGGAGAAGGUCAGAGAAGGACACCUCCUGGAGGACAUGAUCCACCUGAAGCAGCAAGCUGCUGCCCGCAUGAAUAGCCGCAACGAACGCAAAUCCAGAGCUCGUGAGGCGAACCUGCAGAAGCAGUUGCAGACUGCUGCCAGGUCAAAGGUCACUAUAGAUAGCCCCUCCAGCGCUCCGACCUCCAGAUCCACAUCCCCAAAGAAGGAAAACCAGGACCAGGAUUCCACAGAACCAAGACACACCAGACUCUUCAGGUCAGCGUCGGCCACGUCCCCGAGAAUCCUCUCUUCCAUCAAAGAGCUGUUUGACAGGAAGAGGCGUGGUCUCUCAGUCUGCAGUCUGGAGGAGGAUCUGAUGUGUCCUGUAAGAAUCUGCCUGUCAGCCAGAGUCCCUGCUAGAGCUCUACAAGUACUGGACGCCCAUGAGCAAGGCAUCAACGCAGUGAGGUUCAGCUCCAGUUCAGACCUGGUGGCCACUGGAGGAACAGACCGGGUCAUCAAACUGUGGGAGGUCAGAGCAGGCUCGCUGACCCACAGAGGAACUCUGGAUGGCAGCACAGAGGGGAUCACCUGCAUUGAGUUUGACCCCACGGGUCUGAGGAUUCUUGCAGCGUCCUACGACAAGUCGGCCUUGUUGUGGCGACUGGAUGACUCCGUUCCCAAGCUGACUCUGACAGGUCACAGUAGGAAGGUAACAGCAGCGAGGUUCAGCAGUUCGCUUCAUCAGGUGGUGACAGGAAGUGCAGACAGAACCAUCAGACUGUGGGACCUGCACAGAGCUGCCUGUGUGCAGGUAGUUGAAGUGGUGUCGUACUGCAGUGACCUGGUCUGUUCUGAGAACUGUAUCAUCAGUGGGCACUACGACUGUAAGAUCAGGGUCUGGGACACCAGGGUGGUGAGCUGUGUUCAGGAACUUCCUGCUCAAGGUAAAGUCACCUCACUGGACCUCAGCUCCGACCAUCGCCAGCUGCUCAGCUGUUGCCGUGAUGACUGCCUCCAGCUGGUAGACCUGAGGAGGUGGAGCAAUGACCGCAUGUGUUUCAGAGCUGAGGGCUUCAAAUGUGGCAGCGACAGCACCAAGGCCGUGAUCAGUCCAGACGGUUGCUUUCUGGCGGCUGGAUCAGCAGAUGGUACUGUUUACAUCUGGAAUGUCUCCACUGGCAACCUGGAGACCCGCCUACCUGACAAACACAGUUCCUCUAUCAGCGCUGUGUCCUGGUCUCUGUCCGGUGAAUACGUUGUCAGCGUGGACAAGAGUAGGCGGGCCGUCCUCUGGAGCGACAUCUGAAACAGCCAAUCCGUGAAGAGUUCACGUUGUCACGGCAACACCACUCACAACACAGAGCUGUUAUAGGGAACAUUUAAUUGGACAAAAGGGACAAAACGUUUUUGCUUUAACAGAGAUGUUACUAAGGGAAAACAGGAUGAGUUUCUACCAACAUUAAGCUUUCUACUCCUCUAACAUUUACAUUAUGUCACUCUGGAUGUGUUGGAAAAAAUGUCAGCAUAAAGCAAACGGGAAAACCAUUUUCCAUGAAACGUGAAGAUGACUCAAACCUUAGAAACCACAGAGCACAAGGGAAGUCAAGACAAUGUGGUAAAUCAAACAGGACCAGGUUGACCUUUGUUUAUACGUUUGUUUUUUAUAUUGUUGUCUGUGUGUAUUUUUAGCAGGUGUCAUUUGCUGCUUUUUUUCCUGUGUAGUGUUUCUUAUUGGAAGACAGUGUGUUGAGUAGUGUUGGACUGCUUGUACGAUGUGUUGGGUGAAUAGUCGGAACCGCAUCAGACUGCAGUGAUGCACUCACCGGAUUUUCCUGAAAUCCACCACCUUCUCCUUGGUCUUUGGGACAGUCAAGCCAAGUGACCUGUCCACCAGGUGUCCUGUCCACUGCUGAUACAACUGCUGAGUCAUCUGAAAACUUGAGCAGGGAGGUAAAAUCAGUGACUGGGCUACUAAAAAUAAUGUUGCUCUCCUCUGUAUACUACUUGUGGAGCCUACUUCCUGUCCAGUUAAUGUCUGAUAUCAGCUGGUCUGACAGACAGCUGGUUCAGAGGAUGGGGUCAGAGUCAGACAACUCAGGUCUGGCUUCUGAUGUGGAGUCCCAGUCAGAGUUGUGCUGAGAGUCAGAGGUGUAGUGUGUGAAAAGGAAAGGGGAACUACCUGUUCAGUAGUCUCUCCAUCAGGUAGUCUAGUGGACUAGUUAGUGAUGUAGGCUGUGGUGUUAACCUGCCAUUGGGCCAUUGCGUUCUCCUCCCUCUCCACUUCCCCUGCCUGUGAAAAAUCCCCUUCACUCUGGUAAACAUCAACAACCUCUGAGCAGCAGCGUACGUACUGAAGAUCGGGAUCAUCCAGUCAUGUUUUUUGUGGCAUUUUCUGUGCGUGGAAUCAGCCAUUUUAAUGACAGCUCCCCUUUGACACUGUUUUGCAUUAGCACCGUCACUGCAUCUUGGGCUCAGCGCCGCCCAGGCUUUGAUUGGUCUAAAGAAAUGCAAACACACCAGAGCUUGAUGAUGGGGCAGUCACAGCUCUGUGGAGACAGGUCUGUCUGUGUGAGACUGACCAUCCAGGAGGUUGUGGAGGUAUCUGCCUGCAUCUCCUGGAGCUUCUCUCAGCAGCAGAGAACAUGGUUGUCAUAGCGCUGCUGCUUUUUCCAGGUGAGAUGAAGCAGGCGAGUCUGUCUGAGGGUUUAUGGAGAACCUGUUGAUCAGGUGAGGAUGCACAGCUGCUUUACAGACUGACUAGGGAUCAGACUCAGAUUGAAGACAGGGUAUCUGCAGGUCUGGAAAAGUCUUGAAAAAGCUUCAAAUGUUUCCUUCACAGAGGUCUUAAGUAUUUAUGGAGGCAGUAACAUCAGGUAUAAAAAUGUUUUUAUCUGAUUUUAGCAAAAACUGGCUGAAACAUCUCCAAAGCUGUUGAUCCUGACCUCUGACAUACAUAAAUUAUUUUCAUUACCUGUUUAAUCUACCCAUAGAUUAAUCCGCUGCUCAUCUAGUUUCAGUUAAUGAUUAGUUAAUAUUACGGAUUACUGUUAGACAGCUGAUCCUGAAGUCUGGUUCAGAGCCUGAAGUGUGGUUCAGCUCCUGAAGCGUGGUUCAGACCCUGAAGCAUGGUUCAGACCCUGAAGCGUGGUUCAGACCCUGAAGCGUGGGUGCUCUGCAGGUUUGCAGCUCUCAGCGGUUGAUUUCCAUUUAAAAGGCGUUUGCAUUAAUCCUCUGUUUGGCUUCUCAGCUUUGAAGAGUGAAGUCAGCGGCUUCAAAGAGAGAAGUUGACAGCCAGAGGCUCUGAACAUGGGGGGGCAUGAAUAGGGUGAUUUACAUCCUUUAUAUCAGCUGCUGUAACGUUCCAAGCAGCUGAUCUGAUCUGUUCAUGUUAAACUCAAUGUAGUUAAAGUGCUCAGUGUUCAUGAUGUCACAGCUUCCUGCCUUUUCCUGAAGGAAUCAGGUUGCUGCUUUUUCACCUGAGACACGCCCACUGAUCAUUAGAUCACUAACACAUUUUUAAAAAAUGUCUUGUUGAACUGAUGAAUUGAUUUAUUGAUGGCUGAUGCUUCCCCUGAACAGAACCUACUGACCCUUCAGAUUUAUUUAUAUUCAGGUCAGAGACUCCUGAUGGUGGUGGGAAAUGUCUUCCUCUUUGUGGUGCUGUUAUGUUUUCUGUGUUAUUUAUUUACUGAGGGUAUUUGUGUUUGCUGUGUUUGACCUUUAGUGACCUUUAUUGGUUUUACUGGAACUGAGGGGAGAUACUGUUUAAUCAGUCCUGACUUCUGAUGGUUCAGGUUGUGAUGAGGCUUCAGGUAGAUUCACCUCAAUGUGAACAGUUAUCAGAAAAAAAUUUAAACAGUGUUCAUAUGAUGAAGAAAGUUUUUAAAAAAAAAUGUAACUUCAUUUUUAUAAAGAAAAACAGAAGAAUGGAGGGAAUAAAGCCAACAUUAUUCCAUGGUUUCUUUAUUGAAAAAUAUAAAUGAGUAAUUCAAUAAAAUGAAAUAAAAAGGGAAACAUGUACUUUAUGUUGUGUUUAAAGAAUACAACAUAAUGAUACAUAAUUAACUUGAUGUCUGUACGUGAGUACCACUGUAAAGUUGCACAAAAAGAAUUAAUAAUAAAAAUGAAAUAAAUAAGAUGAAAACAUUAAGAUGCUGCUUCUCUCGUCCUCCAACUACAAACCUGAGAGCUGCUCCGUCAUGGAGAAAUAAAGUCAGAAAUACUAAUAAAAUCUGUCUAAAGAUUUCAGUCAGCUGCUGCCACAUUCAUUCAGACAUGUCUGAUGAUGCUGUGGAGAUCUAAUUCUCCACAUGAAGUUGGUGACAUCUGUAAAAUCAUCUCUCUGUUUCAUCCAGAUUCAAUCUUUGUCUCUCCAGACUGAUGUUUAUUAAAAACUGUGACAUCAAUGUGUGUAAAUGUAAUUCACUGCCCUCUUGUGGCAGCAGCAGGCUAUUGUCUCUGGAAGCUAGUUUGACUAGCAGCCGAUGUAUCUAUUGUUUCUGUUAUUUUCAUGGGUGUGACUGUAUCCUGUUGACCAAGGCUGGGGCUUGUCAAGUAGAGAGGGUAGUUUUUAGCAGUUAUCAGUCUAGCUGUGAACUUAUCAGUGUAAUUAAGUUUGUGCACUUUAAUCAGUAAAUAAAUGCUACGACCCAAGUCAAGUUCCCUUGUCUCCCAUGUGCUUCCCAAGCAUCAACCUCCGAGGCUGAAAAAUGAAUUCAAUGCUGAAGUUACAAAAACUGCAGUUCCUCUAAUGACCACUAGAGUCUGACUCCAACAGUGAGUCAAUCCCAAUAAACUCCCAUGUAAAACCGUCCAACUUUACAGCAGAAAAAAACAUGUUUACAGUGUGGUACAAGAACAGUUUUGGUCGACUGUUUACAUUUCAUUAAAACUUAAAGUUAUAUGUAUUUGAGGGCAUGUCCUCUUUGAGUGACAGGUGGGUGUCGUCACUAUCUGCUAGCUAUCUGCUCGGUGUCACCUCAGCUAAUUCAGUCAGUGAACGUGACCUCUCUG